CCAAUGUUCGGAAUGGUGUAAUCGACGCUAGAUUAGGUCUCUGAACUAUACUUUAAACUUUCAUUGUGAUAUCCUAAUGUGUCAUCAGAAUUGUUAAAUUACACCUGUACAUUCAACCACACCGCAUGGAUUAUAUCUAUAGGUCCCCUGAAUCACUCGGGCCUAUGGCGAUGCCCGCCGUGCGUCAUCAACUUUUGAACAUUUUUUUUUUUUACAUUUGAACUCGGAAACCGUGUGUCCUAUAUUCACCAAAAUGACUGUGGUACAUAAUAUUGAGUAUAGGUGAAUAGCAAUUGUGAAUUUCGUGGUCCGUGUCCUUUUUGUGGCCCUAGGGAUAUCGUAGAAACUCCAAAGACUGUACAAUCUUCAGAAACCGUCCUCUUUACUCCUGGACACCCAACAUAAAAACUGAAUGCAUACCGGUAGUUUUUCAUAUACUGAUUAUUAGAGUCUGUAAAAAUAUAUUAGAGUCUGUAAAAAUAUAUAAUCCGUGGUUCCUGGGUUAGGGGUUUAGAUCCAAGGGCGGGCUUUAUGAAUUAUAUUUGGUUUAUUUUUUCCGUGAUUUUAUACUUUAAAAAAGCUAAUUUUGGCUUUGAAAAAGAAAUAUUUGAACGUUUCCCAAGUCAAAUAAAACAGGUUUUAUAUACAUAUAAAAUAAGAUGAGACGUCUAUAACAUCAAUGUUAAUUAAUUCAAUUAUCUGAGGAAUUCAAACACUUAGGAAAGGUUGUGUUUAUUAGAAUAAUUCAUGUAAAUGAUUGUGUGAAAGUAUUCAAAAACCAGCACCGUUCAUAUUAAGAUGAUCUCGCUUCCUUAUUGUUGAUACAUAUGUAUUUGUUGUUGCCUUGGAUCGUCGUAGGUCUGCUGUUAUUGUUGUUUAUAUUUCAGACAAAUGGUGUCUCUGUGUGACUUGUUUUCAUUCACUAUUUGGUUAAAAAUAGAUGUUAAUGUUUACUGCAUCAACUAUGACUAUGUACAGCAACUUCCGUUAUGAAACCACAAUGCUUGCUCCUCAGCUGUAUGAUGAGGAGGGAAACCAAUAAAUCAGCUCUUGAUAUUAUUUUUGUUUUUAUUCAGUGAUAAUCACCACACCCUAUCUGGUGUUUUUCUGGCGCUCAGUGAUGUUGAGGUCUUUGACCUUUCGAAGAUCUUCAUAGACCUGGCUUCAGACAAGACAUGUUUUGGAAUCAGUCGAGUUUAAUCAGUAGCCAAGAAAACUAUCGGUCAAUCCCGUAUUUGCUGAAACAACAGCGCUAUUUGUAGAACCUGAAUUUUGCUGAAAGGAUUUACAGAUUUCUUUUGUAACGGAUAAAAUGGUGGACAUACCAGAUGAAUUCCUGUGGAUGGUGAUAGUGGGCUUCAUCAUAGCCUUUGUUUUGUCAUUUGCCAUUGGAGCCAAUGAUGUGGCCAAUUCUUUUGGAACCUCUGUGGGGGCGAAAGUUCUCACGCUACGACAGGCCUGCAUUCUAGGCAGUAUCUUUGAAAUUCUCGGGUCAAUUCUUAUAGGUUAUCGUGUAUCAGACACCAUACGCAAAGGCAUCAUAGAUGUGGAUCUUUAUAAUGGCACAGAGAGUACACUGAUGGUCGGAAAUGUGGCAGCUCUUACAGGUUCAUGUGUGUGGUUGUUUGUGGCUACGAUCUUGAAACUCCCCGUGUCUACCACCCACAGCAUAGUAGGGGCCACCGUGGGGUUCGCUCUGGUCGCCCACGGACAGAAGGGUAUAGACUGGAUCAAGAUGGCUUUCAUUGUUGGUUCUUGGUUCAUUUCCCCGCUUCUGUCUGGUACCAUCAGUGUGCUGGUUUUCCUGGCCAUCAAGUUUCUGGUGCUAAACAAAGAGAAGCCACUGGAGCCGGGCCUGAGACUUCUCCCCAUGUUCUACGCCCUGACUGCUGCCAUCAACUUGUUCUCUGUCUUCUACAAGGGAUCCAAAUUGCUUCACUUUGACAAGAUACCGCUGUAUGGUGUGUUUAUCAUCACAUUCGGAUCUGCUCUCCUUGUUGCGAUCAUGGUGAAAGUGGUUGUUGUGCCCUGGUAUAGAACCAAGAUUCAGAAAUAUAUGAAGGAAUGUGAGGAAGAAGAAAACGAGAAGGGAAAAGAAGUGAUGGAAACCUCGUUGGACAAUGACGACAUCUCCAAAUGCCAGUUGAUAGAUGAUGAAAAUAAGGAGAAUAUAGGAAAAGUUGAGUUAGAGGUCACUCCCAGUGGCAAGAAGUUCCCCAUUGGUGGUGCUAGCAUAGCACUUCUUAAUGAAAAACUGUUAUCUCCUUCAAUACUGAAUGGAAGAGAAAUAGAUCCCAGCAUCCCGCAAUCAAAAUCCUCUAGCAAUUUUUCCACACCUGAGUCUAAUACAUCCUGCCAUUCCUCUCAGCCACUACUGUGUUCAUCAAAAUCUGGCAAAGAUGAGAAGAACGAAGAAAUUGGUACUGCUGGAAACAGUAAUGAAACGAUAUGCACAGUCGAGGUGGAGCUGGAUUUGGAGCAGGCCCGGAAUGCCCUCACAGACAAACCAGAAACGAUCAAACUCUUCUCCUUCCUACAGGUCCUGACGGCAGUGUUUGGAUCCUUUGCUCAUGGAGGAAAUGAUGUUAGUAACUCCAUUGGCCCCCUGGUUGCCCUGUGGAUCAUCGCUACGGAGGGAAGUGCUGCCCAGAAGGCCCAGACUCCGAUCUGGAUCUUGGUUUAUGGUGGUGUAGGAAUCAUGAUAGGUCUAUGGGUUUGGGGGAGACGGGUCAUCAAAACGCUGGGAGAAGACCUUGCCAAGACAACACCAUCAAGUGGGUUCUGUAUUGAGAUUGGUUCAGCACUAACUGUCCUCCUGGCAUCCAACAUGAAGAUUCCCAUCAGCACGACUCACUGUAAAGUGGGUUCAGUCGUCGCCGUCGGGAGGGUGAGGUCCAAACAAAACGUGGACUGGAAGUUGUUCCGCAACAUCAUUAUGGCCUGGGUGGUGACCGUUCCUGUGGCUGGAGCUAUCAGUGCCCUCACUAUGUACCUCUUGAUGUUCACAUUAUGAAGACUUCCAAUGAAAUUCUCAAUUGACUGCGAUCGUAAGGUGCUUUGUUGAUCUAACUGAUCACACUUGUGAAGUUGUUACUUUAGAGCCUACAUUCCUGCGUUGUAUUUCUGGACUUUCAUCUGAUGAUACGAGUUACAUUGAUUGUGUAUAAAGAGUGGAUGUUGCUACCUCUAGAGAUAUAUGUUAACUUAUUAGAACGGGUUUUAAGUGACGCACUUAAUUCUCUACCUCAAGUGUAAUUUAUCUUGUGAAGUAGUGAAAGAAAACAAAUAAGAUUGUUGUAAUGGACUCAAAUUAGACACAACAUGUACUCAACAAAAGAUCUCGAGCGUAAACUUCAUAUCAAUAUUCCAUAAUACAAGUUGAUGAGAGGUGUUAAGUUGUGGUAUUUUCGUUCCAGUAUUUUUAUUUUUUAUCAGUUUUAUUUCCCAAGCAUUAUAGUACAUGAUUAAUUCUGAAGAACAAAAAUAGUUAUGGUCAGAACAUGUUGUGAUGUUAAUGCUAGUCCAACUGGCAGCUGAUAAGACGCAUUGUGAGACGUGAAAUCUAGUCCCUCGUCAGACAUUGGAAUGUCUAUAAUCUAUUGAAGCUGUGUAAAUGGGGAGAAGUGUAGAUUUUUGACAAGGAUUUUGUGUUUUCAUGUGUGUUUUAUGUAUUACCAAUCAAAAACAUUUUUAAAAAAAGAAAUAAAAUGCAAAAAAGAAAAAAAAAAGUUUCAAAAAAAUAUAAUCAUUUUAUAAAAAACAAAACCAAAAAAAAAAGAAAAAAUUAAACAGGUAGAUAGUUGAUGAAUUAGAAUAAGUUGUGUUUGAAAAUGCAACCUUAAAAAAUAUAUAAUGGGGAAAAAAUAAAAAAAAAAAAAAGAAAAUAAA
Molecule: messenger RNA, 3888 nt
Organism: Ostrea edulis (European flat oyster)
Lineage: Eukaryota; Metazoa; Mollusca; Bivalvia; Ostreida; Ostreidae
Product: sodium-dependent phosphate transporter 1-A-like
Exons: 16
Coding region: 1313-3013 (566 amino acids)
Biological process (GO): phosphate ion transmembrane transport
Cellular component (GO): membrane
Molecular function (GO): phosphate transmembrane transporter activity
Source: RefSeq, a predicted model, not a curated record